CGGCCACAGAUCGACAGGUGAGAGUGGACGGAGGCUGAUCCAGUGUUAACACCUCCCAGAAGCAAGACUUCACCGGAGGGUCUGGUUCACAUUUAUCUGUCCAUCCUCUGCUUAAUUUGACCUUUCCCAUCCCCCCCUCCACCGCAGCCCUGGUCCCGCCUCCGGGACAAACCUCCCAGUAUGUCUUCAUUAUCAGCCGCAGGGCAAGGUACUUCUACUUAAGCAGAGAUAAAAGAAGAAACGCAGAACAGGGGGAUAACAGGAGGUCUGCAGGAAGAGGAAAAGUUGCAGAGAGAGAGGCAGAGGCGAGGGACGAACGGCGAGAGGGAAGAAGUGAAACGAGGCAAAAAAAAAAAGAGAGAGAAGACACUUAGAGAAAAAAACCCGACAAAAUCAGAGGUAAAGUGUGGAAAAAGGGAGGGAGGAAAGGAGAGUGGUGACUUGUUGGACCAAAGAGGCAGAGAAAUAAAGACGUGUAGCGAGACAGAAAAAGGGGGGGGGAGGAGAGCGGAGAGCAACACACUAUAGAAACAAGAGAAAGCGAGGAACUGUUGAGCGUGACAGACUGACAGACAGCUGGCCCGGCAACCACAGAGAAAGAUGUACUCCUUCCUGCUGCUGGGCUGCUUCGUCCUCGCCACCACAGAGUUCCUCCACGGCUCUGCCCACAUGAUCCCCGACGAGAGGCUUUCCACCAAUAGGGUCGUUGUAUCGAAUGUUCUGUCUCAAAGCCUAGAGGUCGGCUCCCCCCCGGUGGUUAUUGUUGAGUUACCCAAAUCAGCCAAGAAGACCAAGAAAGCAAAGAAACAGAAGAAGAACAAGUUCGGUGUGCAGCGCCCCCCUCCUCCUGCUAACUGCAUUCCCUUGUGGGGAAGCUGUAAAUCUCCAGGCAAUGUGUGCUGUGAUUUCUGUGCUUUCUGCCAGUGUCGGCUCUUCAGGACUGUGUGUUACUGUCGGAUGGGGAACCCUCGCUGCUGAGCGUCCGAACAGAACCACACUUCACGCUAAAGCUAACCUCGGGGAGCGCGGCCUCUCGCUUCCUGGGUUUGGUCCUUCAUCUGCAACUUUGCCUAAACUUCACUGCAUGAAAGCACUUUAUCACAGAGGACUGCAGCACAGUGAACCCUCUAACCUCUGACAGGGUCUAAUGCUUGUAGCACUGCUAUGAAACUCACAAAUAAAAUGUUUAUAAAAUGUAUUGUACUUUGAGCUUUAGCAUGCAGAAACAGAAUCUAUUUGCUUAAAUAAUUUUAUAUAUUGCUUUAUAUUUUUUACACAGAAAUACAUAAAUGUGCAGUAUCACACUUUAAUGGGUAUCAAAUAUUUUAAGAAGCCUUGUAAGAAUAAAAUCUCUGUACUAUGUGA
Seriola aureovittata is the source of this 1365-nucleotide messenger RNA. RefSeq names its product agouti signaling protein 1 (gene asip1). The transcript has 4 exons. Gene Ontology annotation, biological process: melanosome organization; positive regulation of melanin biosynthetic process; hormone-mediated signaling pathway. The record is from RefSeq and is a predicted model, not a curated record. The coding region runs from base 601 to 978 and encodes 125 amino acids. NCBI's taxonomy places the organism in Eukaryota, Metazoa, Chordata, Actinopteri, Carangiformes, Carangidae. Gene Ontology annotation, molecular function: melanocortin receptor binding; neuropeptide hormone activity. Gene Ontology annotation, cellular component: extracellular region.